AUGAGUGAUGGAUGGAAGAACAUUAAACGGAACGCAUUAAUUGCGUCUAUGCUCUCUGUUGAUUACAAGACUUAUACUGUUCAAGUGCACAAUCUAUCAGCGCAACACAAGACAGCCAACAACCACUUGAAGCUGGUACUCAAUGAUAUAGACAGUGCUGAGAAGGAGCACAAUGUCCGUAUCAUUGCCUGGGUGUCUGAUGCGGGAGGCAACUCACGAGCCAUGCAAGUCCGACUCCAUUGCUUACGCCCUCAUAUUUUGGUUUUUGACUGUUGGGCACACCAGAUUAACCUUAUAGUUGGCGAUAUCAUGGGCCUAACCUCACGGCUUGUUGAUACAGCAGAUGCCGCAAUUGAUAUCAUUAACCUACUGUCUGAGUCCCAAUCACUUUGUGCCAUUGCCGCACGUAACCCUGAGGAGUUUUGGGCAAGUGCGGGACGCUCCCCUGAGACAAUUGAGCAAGCCAACACUGUCUUGAAGAACAUUGAUGAUCCUGAAUUUUGGCAUAGAUUGGGCAAGCUCAAGCUAUACCUAGAGCCACUUGCAAUCGCUGCAAAUGUCUCUCAGGCCGCGACUACUAGGCUGGAUCAUAUUCUGGUCGAACUUGGGCGGUUGUAUUACACAUUUUCGCACCUUGGGUUCAAUCCAAAGCAACUAUUCAGCGAGAUGGGACACAUCCACACAAAACGGCGCAAUCAACUGGGAUACCAGAAGGUAUUUGACACUGCAGUUGUGCGUAUGGACCUCAAACGCAAGCACGCAGAUGAAGGACAGACGCGCUCAAGGCUGAAGCGUCAAUUUGGCUCUCCAGCCCUUGACUCAGUGAUUUCAAGGGCCAAUAACCAGCCCGACAAACUUGCAGAGUCAAUUGCUGACGUCGAUAUAACCGAGGAGGGUUUAGCCACCUCUAGUGUGCGCUCACUUGCAAUGCAACUUCGUCAAGAUGUACUCAAUGACAAAGACCCAUUAGACAAUGAGUUCAAAGACUCUUGCACAACAAACUCCACACCACCCACCAAUACGCUCCCGAAAAAGUCUCCCAUCUCACUACGUGAUCUAUUUGAUUACUCCCGUAGUACCGGGUCCAAAGCGCACGGACUGGAUGUUUUCAAGUCCAACGGAUUGGACAAUCUCAAAGCAGAGCUUGAGCUCUACGGGCUGGUCACUCGGGACGUGCAACAAACCCUACAAAUUGACGAUUCGGCCGCAUAA
This is a messenger RNA of Rhizoctonia solani, 1212 nucleotides long. RefSeq lists its product as uncharacterized. NCBI's taxonomy places the organism in Eukaryota, Fungi, Basidiomycota, Agaricomycetes, Cantharellales, Ceratobasidiaceae. The transcript has 7 exons. The record is from RefSeq and is a predicted model, not a curated record. Bases 1 to 1212 code for a protein of 403 amino acids.